This is a messenger RNA of Triticum urartu, 1009 nucleotides long. RefSeq names its product mitochondrial import inner membrane translocase subunit TIM22-3. Lineage: Eukaryota; Viridiplantae; Streptophyta; Magnoliopsida; Poales; Poaceae. Gene Ontology annotation, cellular component: chloroplast envelope; TIM22 mitochondrial import inner membrane insertion complex. Gene Ontology annotation, molecular function: transmembrane protein transporter activity. Gene Ontology annotation, biological process: protein insertion into mitochondrial inner membrane; protein targeting to chloroplast. The record is from RefSeq and is a predicted model, not a curated record.
UCCUCCAAAGCUCGCCACCGCAUCCCGUCGCCUCCUCUCUUACCUUGUCUCCCCCGCCGCUGCCGCUUCAUCCUCAGCCAUCGCCCACCGCCUCGCCGGUGACCUCCCCCGUCCACCGCCCCCCCGCCUGCGAGUUCGUUCAGGGAGAUGUCUUCAAGGCGCGAGAACGGGUCGGACGGCGACGGGCUCGGAGCCGAGGGAGGCGUGCCUCCGUCGCCUCUGUACGCCGCUCCGGUCGUCUGCCUCCUCCGGUCUGCCGGGGACUUCGGCGCCGGCGCCUUCGUUGGAGGCGUCGUUGGAUACGGGCAAGGUUUGAUCACUAAGAAGGGCUUCAAGGGCUCACUCAGCAAUGCAGGCUCUGCUGCCAAGACUUUUGCAGUUCUCUCCGGCGUCCAGAGUUUUAUUGUGUGCUUAUUGAAAAAGAUACGCGGAAAAGAUGAUCUUGUCAAUUCUGGCAUUGCUGGAUGUUGCACUGGCCUUGCCUUGAGCUUUCCAGGAACACCUCAAGCGUUGAUUCAGAGCUGCGCCACCUUCGCAGCGUUCUCUUGCAUAAUGGAGGGGCUGAACAAGCAGCAGGCUGCAAUGGCCCACACGCUCGGCGGAAACGCUCUGACCUUUGGGCACGGGAAAGGCGGCGUCCUCCCCCCUUUCACGCUACCACCAAUCCUCGACGCAUCAGAUGCUCUAGCUUCAUGCUGCCAGACCUUAGUGAAGCCCAAGCACUAGGCAACAUCAUGGGGAGAGAAAGAGAGAGAGAGAGAUGAUCAGUAAAAACCUUAGCACCAGACUUCCUUAGCGUAUGGAAAUUCGUUUCUGGACUUGUCAAGAGUGUGUAGUUUUGCUUCCUUGCCAGUCUUUUUCUUGAUGCGUUCUGCAGCAUGUGCUCCUUUGACAUGGCAGAUAAAAAUCCUGAAAAACCUUCGCAUUUUGUUCUCCUGUUAACAUCUGAGACAUGGUUUUGUGACAAGUACAGUAAGAAUGAAGUGAUUGCAGUUCUUCAGAUUCUGAA